This is a messenger RNA of Zychaea mexicana, 342 nucleotides long. RefSeq lists its product as uncharacterized. The record is from RefSeq and is a predicted model, not a curated record. The annotation marks the transcript as partial. Lineage: Eukaryota; Fungi; Mucoromycota; Mucoromycetes; Mucorales; Lichtheimiaceae. The transcript has a single exon.
GAUGUUGUUGUUGUUGUUGUUUUUAUUGUUGAUGGUGAUGGUCAUUGAUGAUGACCAUCCAAUGAAGGAAACGGACGAUGUUCACCAGCGGAACUGUCUCCGUGAUCUCUUUCUUUUUGCCUACAAAUGUGAUAACUGCGUGCUAUGUCUAGUUUGUGUGUAUGUUUUCGCUCUUCUCCGUUUUUGUUGCAUGGCCCAUGCUGGUCUGCUGAAAAGCCCUGGAUUGUACCAAGUCUACGGCCCCCAAACAUGCGAGGGUCUUUAAUCACAAAGAUGACGAAACCUUAUUAGUAUGUCUUGUCUAUUUCAUUUGCAGAAAGCUACUAUAUAAAAAAAAGGUCU